GGGACGCAACCAACAACAGCCACACAGAUAUCUCUUGGGAAGGGGAAGUAAGGGAGGUUUGCGGAAGGAGGAAGAUUCCAAAGGAAGUGAGCGUAGACGCUCAGCUGAAAGUACGAUUCUAUGGGCCAAUAGCCGGCUGGUGUCGAUGGUCAGGGGGCGGGAGGAGUUCAGUUAAACCGAGGAGAAGCCGGAAGAACUUUUAUUCUGUCAGGAGCUUCCUGUGUUUUUUUGUUCUGUUGCUGCUGUCUUCUUGGCGUCGCUCUCGUUUCUUUUCCUUGUCUAAUAUGGAUCCCGUAGGAAUCGCCGCUGUUGUCCCUGCUGCUGAAGCGAGCCCGAGUCCAGCUUGGCCACAAAGCAAGUGUCCAUGGGGAACUCCUAAAAAUACCACAAUAUCUUGUUCCCUUGCUGAUGUCAUGAGCGAACAACUAGCUAAAGAGCUGCAAUUGGAAGAAGAAAACUCUGCUUUUCCUGAAGUGGUAUCGGUUGUUGAAGGAUCACUUAUUAGUGGAGAUAAUAUUGAUACUUCCAGUGACCUCAUGCUGGCACAGAUGCUGCAAAUGGAAUUUGAUAGAGAAUAUGAUGCACAGCUUCGACGUGAAGAAAAAAAGUUCAAUGGGGAUAGCAAAGUGUCCAUAUCUUUUGAGAACUACCGAAAGGUGCAUCCGUUUGAAGACAGUGACAGCUCUGAAGAUGAAGUUGAUUGGCAAGAUACUCGUCAUGAUCCAUAUAGAGCAGAUAAGCCCACUACUACUCCCAAAAGGGGUUUUAUAGGAAAAGGAAAAGAUAUUACCACCAAGCAUGAUGAGGUUGUCUGUGGAAGAAAGAAUACUGCUCGAAUGGAAAAUUUUGCACCUGAAUUUCAAGUUGGUGAUGGAAUUGGUAUGGACCUAAAAUUGUCCAAUCAUGUCUUCAAUGCCUUAAAGCAACAUGCCUACUCUGAGGAACGUCGAAGUGCCAGGCUGCAUGAGAAGAAGGAACAUUCUACUGCUGAGAAAGCAGUAGAUCCUAAAACACGUUUACUUUUGUAUAAGAUGGUCAAUUCUGGAAUGCUAGAGACCAUCACCGGAUGCAUAAGUACAGGAAAAGAGUCGGUGGUGUUUCAUGCAUAUGGAGGAAGCUUGGGAGAGGAAGCCAAAUCUGUACCUUCAGAAUGUGCCAUAAAGGUGUUUAAAACAACUCUGAAUGAAUUUAAGAAUCGUGAUAAGUAUAUCAAAGAUGAUUAUAGGUUUAAAGACCGUUUCAGCAAACUGAAUCCACGAAAGAUAAUCCGUAUGUGGGCUGAGAAAGAAAUGCACAACUUAACAAGAAUGCAGAAGGCAGGUAUUCCUUGUCCAGAAGUUGUUACCCUUAAAAAGCAUAUCUUGGUUAUGUCCUUCAUUGGUCAGGAUCAAGUUCCAGCUCCUAAACUAAAAGAAGUAAAACUCAAUAGUGAAGAUAUGAAAAAGGCUUACUAUCAAGUUCUUCAUAUGAUGCAGCAAUUGUAUAAAGAAUGCAGUUUAGUUCAUGCUGACCUGAGUGAGUACAACAUGCUCUGGCAUGGGGGACAGGUGUGGUUAAUUGAUGUCAGUCAGUCUGUGGAGCCCACUCAUCCUCAUGGACUUGAGUUCUUGUUUAGAGAUUGCAGGAAUGUUUCACAGUUCUUCCAGAAGGGAGGUGUAUCUGAAGCACUAAGCGAACGAGACCUCUUCAAUGCUAUCUCAGGUUUAAAUUUUACAGCUGACAAUGAGGUGGACUUCUUAGCUGAGAUUGAAGCUUUGGAGAAGAUUAAUGAAGAUCACGUACAGAAUCGUGGGAAAAAAGUGUCUCUGUAUUCAAGUGAUGAAGAGAGUCCACCAGCAUUUUGCAACAAAUAGCAUUUUGAGUUGAACUGAAAUAUCUGUUUUACAUCUUUUAGUGCAGUGAUUAAAUGUCAGCUGCCAAAAGCAACAGAAAUUAUGGUCAACUCAGAAUGCCAUAAAUGAAACUUCAGGGAAUGUGCAUUGGUGCUUCAGUAACGACAAGUUAGGCCACUGGGACUAACAGCAUAGCUCUGACAGUGGAAGGUAACUUCCUUUCCAGUCUGGCAAACUUUUUUUUUAAGUACAGUGUAGCUGUGUUGAAUAUGGUGUGAUUUAAAUAUUUAAUUUUUUUAAAAAUGUCACAAUUUCAGAUUAAAUUCUGAAGUACUACAUGACUCUGCAAGAGAGAGAUGCUCUUUCCCUCCCUUCCCUUUACCUAGUGAUGCCUAAUGGGGGGAAAAGUUUUUUUUAACUUUUUGUUCUUAAAUGGAGUAUGCUUAAGGAAAGGCUGAUGUUAUGUCUGAGAACCAUUCAACACUGAUUUAGUAUCAAAAGUAACUAUUUUUUAUGAAAACUUUAAUAUUUGAUAAAUAUUUAUAUUAAUCACUAAAAAUAGCCUGAAACAUUUUCUAUGAUUUUUACACAAUAAUAAUAAUAAAACUGUUUGCCUGUAAUUUGACUCUUAAAUCUUUAGGCCAUUAUGUCAAAUUAUAUUAGAACUGAAAGAAGGAAGUUGCCACUGGAUAGCAAAAAUAUUUGGUCUUUUAUUUCUUGAACAAUGCUUAAACAGAAGAUAGAUUAAUAUUAAGACAUAGGUAGCUUUGAAAGAAAACAUGAAAAAGUGUAAAUGAGGUAAAAUUAGUGAAUAUACAGCAGAAGGAGUUCCCUUACAGUUGUAUCCUAAUUGCAUUAACUUGAAAUAAUGGUAAAUUUCCCUCUUUGUAGGAAAGAUUAUUUUAUAUGUAAUUCGGAAAACAUCCUUUGUGUUUACAAGUGUGUAUAAGUUAUGAUCAACAUGAAGGCACACAACAUCUAACAUAGCCUCCUCUGUAAUACAGUAUGAUGCAAUUUAUAUGACUACAUAAACAAAAAGAAAGCCAAUAGAACCCAAAGCCUUAGCAUCAAUGCUCAUGUGAAGAAAUCCAGAGUCCUAUAAUAAUGGGACAUGCCUGUAAGGUCUUAUUUGGAAGUGGAGUAGAGACCUGCCUCUUUACUCUUGCAUAGUUGAUUUCAUUCGAGUAUACUUGUGUGUAACUAAAUCAUAUUACUCAGCUACGGUCAAUAUAUUAUAAAUUCAUUCACUGAAGGUUUUUGAGGAUUAAUGGACUUGAUAGGGUGGUAAAACUAUUGGUCACCUUUUCUUUUAAAGCUGCUCUUCAUGAUGAAAUUAGAGACUGUUGCUAUAUGAAGCUAUUACUGUGUCCUAUGAAAAUGCUUGUUCCAUGCAAAAAUGGGAGGAAAAAUAAACGCAUCGGUCUUGUGACUA
Rhineura floridana is the source of this 3264-nucleotide messenger RNA. It is a transcript of the gene RIOK3, whose product is annotated as RIO kinase 3. Gene Ontology annotation, molecular function: protein serine/threonine kinase activity; ATP binding. Gene Ontology annotation, biological process: maturation of SSU-rRNA; protein phosphorylation. The record is from RefSeq and is a predicted model, not a curated record. The coding region runs from base 285 to 1853 and encodes 522 amino acids. NCBI's taxonomy places the organism in Eukaryota, Metazoa, Chordata, Lepidosauria, Squamata, Rhineuridae. Gene Ontology annotation, cellular component: cytosol; preribosome, small subunit precursor. The transcript has 13 exons.